AAGAGUGAAGACCCCACCAUGACCACACCCACCCCUACCUUCUUCGAUCAUCUCUCAACCCUUCCUUCCUCUGCUCCAUUUUUAUUCCUCUUCACCGCCACAAAAUUUCACUACCUCUUAAUUAUUUAUAUAUUAUCAAUCACAAUUCACACAUAUAUAUAAACCUCUCAUUCCCUUUCUCUUUGUCAUUUUCAGUUUUCACCCUCCGCCACUCUCUCUUCUCUCUCUCUCUUACAUGACUAUCAUCUUCCACCGAUGACUGUCAACGAUUACUGGGUGCGAGUUGCCAUGGCGGACGACGCCGUCGUCGCCGAGCUUCUGAUUCGCCUCAAACAGCAACGUGCUUCAACCAAAUCUCCGGUUAUGGCCGCUCUGCCGUUCUCCUGGGGGCAAAAACAGCCACGCUCAAGAUCGAGACUAACCGCUUCCGUCUCUCGCUGCGACGCUGCCGGCGCCGUUUCCACCAGAUGCAGUCCAACCACUCCUCUCUCAUGGAGCGGCGGCGCUUCUCCCUCCGCCACCGCCGAUGGUUACGAAGACUCCAGCCGCCACCACCACGCCUCCAGAUCCAAGGCUACUGCUACAAGUGGAUACACCGGCAACUCUGCCUCUGCCAAGAAGUGUAGAAAGAAGAAGACAUUUGCACAAUUACAGGAAGAGGAGACCUCCCUGCUGAAGGAAAGGGUAUGUUUAAAAAAGGAGAUAGCAACUACAAAAGCAAGUUUUGAAGCAGAGAGGGUUAAAAAUCAGAGUUUGAAGAGGAUGAAGCUUGAUGUAGGAUCAAAAUCUCAUGCCAAACCUAGUCCAGCAUCUGCUGCACUGAAGAGUACACUUGCUGGUCAACCCCACCAGAGAAUAGCCCCUGUGACACGUGUCACCCAGGAUGACACUCAUUCACAAGCAUCAGAAACCAGGCCAAACGGGAUGGAGUCAACAGGGGAUAGCUUUUUCUUGAUACCUGAUCUAAACAUGAUGCCCUCUGAUGAUGCUUCCUUCACUGUGGUAUGAAUUAGUUCAGAGACUUGAGACCUACCUGCUUGUUAUCAUCCUCCAGAAUGGAGGAGGACUCUUGGAACGGUUGGGGAAAAACAACUCUGAACAAUGUACAGGGCCAGAGAGAGCAUUUUGAAGGCUCUAAUCCAAUGGAAAACGUCCUGCAGGAGAAACAUCUCUUCAUGCUACUACCAAUUCUCAGUGAAAGGAUAAGAACUGGUGGUUGAUGGUAAUGGAAAUUGUUUCUCAAGUUAGUUCUAGCCUUUAGGCUUAGAGUAGAGAGAUAUAUCAACGUGAUUCCUCAUUCUGAAAUUGCUUUAGUUUUAAGGGGCUAAAAUAAAGCCUCUGAAUUUCUGAUUUGGGGAUUCUUCAAUCAUGUAAGAUGUAGAACCAUUCUUUUGUGGCUUAAAGCUCUUUUGGAUUCCUUUA
Lotus japonicus is the source of this 1422-nucleotide messenger RNA. RefSeq lists its product as uncharacterized. Lineage: Eukaryota; Viridiplantae; Streptophyta; Magnoliopsida; Fabales; Fabaceae. Bases 256 to 1008 code for a protein of 250 amino acids. The transcript has 5 exons. The record is from RefSeq and is a predicted model, not a curated record.